Onychostruthus taczanowskii (white-rumped snowfinch) is the source of this 1817-nucleotide messenger RNA. Its product is annotated as osteocalcin-like. Gene Ontology annotation, cellular component: extracellular region. Bases 147 to 449 code for a protein of 100 amino acids. Lineage: Eukaryota; Metazoa; Chordata; Aves; Passeriformes; Passeridae. The transcript is spliced from 4 exons. Gene Ontology annotation, biological process: bone development; response to vitamin K; osteoblast differentiation. The record is from RefSeq and is a predicted model, not a curated record. Gene Ontology annotation, molecular function: structural constituent of bone; calcium ion binding; hydroxyapatite binding.
GCACAGACACAGGAACACAAGCCAGAUCCCUGAUCUCUCCAAGAAAUCACAGCAUAUAAACUGCUGCCCAAAAGCAAGCCUCGGAGAACUUCAAUAACCUCCAGGAAAGCUCUGAGGUUAGGGAGACUAGCACAGCCAAAGAAGACAUGAGGAGUCUGCUGGCACUGCUGAUCGUGACUCUGGCCCUGGCAGCACUCUGCUGUUGUGAGAAAGAUCCCAAAGAACCCUCAGGAUCUCUCAGUACUGACAGCAUCAAGAUUAAAAAAGAAGUUGCCAAUGCCUUUGUGAAGAGGAGGAAGAGAGCCAGCCCUUACGAAUGGUACUUGGAGUAUUACAAAAGUCCCAUGGAGCAGAUGCACGAGCGCUGUGAGAACUACCCCCCCUGUGACUAUCUCUCUGACCAAGUAGGGUUUGCCUUGGCCUACAACCGCUUCUUUGGGAGAUACUGACGAGGGGAAGGUCUCUCCGCUCGUUUGGCUUGGAACACUCCAAACCCCACAGGAGAAAGAAGCUGUGGUUGGGAAAGAGGGAAGGAAAACAUCUGGACUGGCAUCUUCUUCUGUUGUCUCCCAACCAGCUGGAACACCAAGGCAGGGAUUAUCCCACUUGUUGAGCUUCCAUUAACUUUCUUCCUUUCAUCAAUAGUCUCUUUUCAAACAUAUUUUGUGGUAUUUUGAGCUUCACCAGAAGACUUUGUCUUAUUUCCUUCCACCUGAAUCCCCAGCAUACAAUAUGUGGAAAAUAGGGAUUAGUUUCAAGAAAACCACUGCAUGCCUUAGAAACAUCACUAGAUCUCUUAUCCUCUUCUGCAAAAUACAGGAGGAUUAUGGAAGAAGAAUGUCACAGUGUGUGUAAAUGUGAUGGAUCUGAUUCUGGGAUGCUCGCUGUGAAGAAGGAAGAACAGCUGCCUCCUGUUCCAAUUAGUGGGAAAGUUCAGUAUUUUCAUGUAGUAUAAUCACAUUAAAUAUGCAUCACAGUAGGAUCAUUUGUAAAGAUAGAAGUGUGCAUACUCUUGCAUAGAUAGCAAUCAGCUUCUGGUACACUUUUCUGAUUAUUCUGUCAUAAAAAUUUGCUGUAUAGUAACAAUAAAUAAAUCCCAAAAGGUGUGUUUAAGGAGUCCUUUUAGAUGAGCCCUUGCAUUUGUGUGCUACUUUUCGUGACUGUAAAAAGAACCCUCAAAUUCUCUUGGUUUUUCUCCUUUUUUGGGUUUUUUUUUUGGGUUUUUUUGGUUUUUUUCUCCCAACCAGCUUCUAGUGAAACUAAAAAUACCCAGCAGAACAAAAAAAAAAAAAAAAAAAAAAAAAAACCAAAAAAAAACCAAAAAACAAAAAACCAAAAAACUGACUUCUCCUCCGUUGCUUCUGCAUUUGUGCUUGAAACUAGAAGCAUCUAAACAGCUAAAAUUUUUUAAAAAGAAGAAACUGAAGCUAUAACCAUUAUGAAAUUAAAAAAAAAAAAGAAAAUUGGUUCAAGGAUGGAUUGAAAUUGGGAUAGUGUUUUGUUUAUUCAAAGCAAUUGGUAGUUAAAUAUACAUAUAUAUAUAUAAUGUACAUGUAUUUUUAUCUACAUAUUGUCUUCCCUCUGCACUGCUUCAUUCUGUCCUCUGGUAUUAAUAUUAUACCUUAGCAUCUUUCUGCAUGACCUUGCUAAUAUACUGUGUCAGCUUUCCUUCCCUGAGAGGCGGACAGCAGAUCACACCUCCGAGGACAGGGACUGCGGGUGCUCAGGAAACUGGCAGAGACCAAAGCUCUGGUUACUUGUAAGCUGGUGCAACCAUCCUCAGCUGCUCAUUGCAAUAAAUACUGCACUGUAAAGCA